Messenger RNA from Microthlaspi erraticum, 993 nucleotides. The record is from the annotation of a GenBank genome assembly. Lineage: Eukaryota; Viridiplantae; Streptophyta; Magnoliopsida; Brassicales; Brassicaceae.
AUGACCGAUUCUGCUUACAGAGUUGACUCCAUUUCCAGGCUCGCCCAAUGGCGUAUCCUCAACCUCUCUUCCUCCACUUACCGCAAAUCCGAUCCUUUCAAGAUGGGUCUCUGGAAUUGGCAUUUGUCUGUGGAGAAAAGCAAGAUGCUUUUGAAUGUUAAGCUGUAUCCAGAGGUGUCAAACCUUAGCAGAGAGAAUCCACCAAUUGCUUCCUUUGCUCUUCGUGUUGUCUCUUCUGCUGCUAAUGAUCGCAAAGCUCUAUCUCAUCCAGAAGUAAUAGAUAAGAGGAUCAAGACUAACGAAGAUUUCAUUUGGACGAUUGAAGUUCCCUUAACUGGCAAAAUCAUCAUCGACGUCGAGUUUCUUGACUUGAAGGUCCUCUCUCCACAUACCGGAGAGUUUAACUCAAUUUGGGCUGACGGUUCAACGGAGAAUCAAUCGAAAGAGACAGCAGUAGCAUCCCUCGGACGUAUGUUGACAGAAAGCAUUUACACUGACAUAACGAUCAAUGCCUCUGGUGGAAGCAUCGGAGCUCACCGAGCUGUUCUCGCCGCACGUUCGCCUGUUUUCCGCAGCAUGUUCUUACACGACCUCAAAGAGAAAGAGCUAUCAGCGAUCAACAUUCCCGACAUGUCUCUCGACGCUUGCCAAGCUCUCCUCGGUUAUAUCUAUGGAAAUAUCAAGAACCAAGACUUUCUUGUUCACAGAUUGGCUCUCCUCCAAGCGGCUGAUAAGUAUGACAUCGCUGAUUUGAAAGACGCGUGUCACUUGAGUCUGUUAGACGAUAUCGACACGAAGAAUGUGCUUGAGAGGCUGCAGAAUGCUUAUCUGUAUCAGUUGGUGGAGCUCAAGGGUAGCUGCAUGAGGUAUCUUGUGAAAUUUGGGAAGAUAUUUGAGAUCCGUGAUGAGUUCAAUGUGUUCAUGCAAUCCGCAGACAGAGAGUUGAUCUCUGAAGUCUUCCAUGAAGUUCUCAGUACCUGGAAAGGGUUUUAG